AUGGCCUCUUUCUUCAAGAACGCAUUUGGAGGCGAAAAGGCCCCCGAGGCCGCGAGCCCAGACUCGGACUUCGCCGACUUUGCCGAAGCUCCCAGUCCAGCUCCUGAGGUCGGAACCCAGGAUGCGACAGUUGGAAGUGCCGCUGCCGCUGCCACUCAGGCUCCCUACACCAAGUGGUACAACGUCCAUGAGCGUCACUCCAUCUCCGAGUUCAGGAUGGAGGGCCUCAUCCUCCUCGUCUCAAGUUUCAUCUUCUUGUUCCACAUGAUCGGCGCUCGUCGUAACCGCUCUAGAGCCAAGGGCUGGAUGCGUGCUCACGCUCCCAUUAUCCAGAAGGAGUACGCUCUCGUCGGCUUCGGUGGUGUUCCCACAGUGAACAACGAGAAUCUCAACACCGACACCCUCAUCAAGGAGAAGUCCCUCUUUGAAUUCGCUACCUACGCUACCGGCCGCCAAAACACGGCUUUCACCGAUGUCAAGCUCACUCUGACCAAGAAGUUCAAUCCCAUUGUCAACUGCUUCGAGCACCUCGCCGGCUUCUUCGUCGAGUCUGUUGCCGCACCCAAGGAUGUCGCUGAGGUCCUGACCUACCCCUUCGAUGGCAAGGAGAGUCUCACUGUUCCCUCUAUUCCCGGUGCUGAGGUUCGCAAGGACAACAAGAGCACCUACGAUGGUUUCGUUUGGGGUAUCGUCCACAAGGAUGUCAUGCGCCGAGUCCGUGACGAGCGAUACGACGUUUCUCUCACUUUCACCAAGGAUCAUCCCAAGCUUCCUGUUUGGCUCACCGUCAUGAGCGAGAGCGCCGAGAUCACCGACACCCUUCUUACCCCUGAACUCAUUGCUGCUGUUGAAGCCGCUGGUGACAAUUUCGAGUACCUGAUCAUCUCCGACCAGCCUGUCGACAAGCCUCUUACUCUUGAGGAGACCACUCCUCGCAAGCGACUCUUCCUCAAGUACUCUCUUCCUUCCGGCGAAAACUACGAUACCCUCUUGCCCCUCUUCUCGCACUACCUCCAGCUCCCUGACCUCCUUGUCAAGGUUGCCCACUUCCGCCCCGAAGUCACCAAGAAGGUCCGCACCAUUCGUGACCACGCCAUUAACGAAAUCAAGAAGACUGCCGAGAGCCAGCGACAAGAAGAGCUUGCCCUUGAGAAGGAGAAGACCCGCAAGGCUAAGCGUGAUGCUGAGCUCAAGGGUCUUGACGCCAAGGCUCAGAAGCGAUACCUCGAGAAGGAGAGGGAGAAGGAGAUGCGCAAGAGCCAAAAGCGACAGACUCAGCGAGCUUAA
This is a messenger RNA of Fusarium venenatum, 1287 nucleotides long. RefSeq lists its product as uncharacterized. Gene Ontology annotation, molecular function: calcium ion binding. Lineage: Eukaryota; Fungi; Ascomycota; Sordariomycetes; Hypocreales; Nectriaceae. The record is from RefSeq and is a predicted model, not a curated record. Gene Ontology annotation, cellular component: endoplasmic reticulum. Gene Ontology annotation, biological process: endoplasmic reticulum calcium ion homeostasis.